This is a messenger RNA of Galeopterus variegatus (Sunda flying lemur), 1532 nucleotides long. It is a transcript of the gene MICU1, whose product is annotated as mitochondrial calcium uptake 1. Gene Ontology annotation, cellular component: uniplex complex. Gene Ontology annotation, molecular function: calcium ion binding. Bases 1 to 711 code for a protein of 236 amino acids. The record is from RefSeq and is a predicted model, not a curated record. Gene Ontology annotation, biological process: mitochondrial calcium ion homeostasis; calcium import into the mitochondrion. The transcript is spliced from 6 exons. NCBI's taxonomy places the organism in Eukaryota, Metazoa, Chordata, Mammalia, Dermoptera, Cynocephalidae.
AUGGCCUCUGGACAGGUUCAGAGCAUCAUUCGAUCCCAAACCAGUAUGGGUAUGCGUCACAGAGAUCGUCCUACUACUGGUAACACCCUCAAGUCUGGUUUGUGUUCAGCCCUCACAACCUACUUUUUUGGAGCUGAUCUCAAGGGGAAGCUGACAAUCAAAAACUUCCUUGAAUUUCAACGUAAACUUCAGCAUGAUGUUCUGAAACUAGAGUUUGAACGCCAUGACCCUGUGGAUGGUAGAAUUACUGAGAGGCAGUUUGGUGGUAUGCUGCUAGCCUACAGUGGGGUGCAGUCCAAGAAGCUGACCGCCAUGCAGAAGCAGCUCAAGAAGCACUUCAAAGAAGGAAAGGGUCUGACAUUUCAGGAGGUGGAGAACUUCUUUACUUUCUUAAAGAAUAUUAAUGAUGUGGACACUGCAUUGAGCUUUUACCAUAUGGCUGGAGCAUCUCUUGAUAAAGUGACCAUGCAGCAGGUGGCCAGAACAGUGGCUAAAGUGGAACUCUCCGACCAUGUGUGUGAUGUGGUGUUUGCACUCUUUGACUGUGAUGGCAAUGGGGAGCUGAGCAAUAAGGAAUUUGUUUCCAUCAUGAAGCAACGGCUGAUGAGAGGCCUGGAGAAGCCCAAAGACAUGGGCUUCACCCGCCUCAUGCAGGCCAUGUGGAAAUGUGCACAGGAAACUGCCUGGGACUUCACUUUGCCCAAACAGUAACGCAGAACGGCAAGAGUGGGCCACCACCUCUACCCAAGCACCCUAGACCCCCUUGAGCAGAGCCUUGAUAUAGCCCUUUGUGCUGCUCCUUGUGGAAGUCGUGCCCACUUCCUCCUGGGAAUGACCUCAGGAUGCUACCAGUUUCUCCUCUCCACCUGUCCCCUGUCCCAGUGUUCUGCUAGGCUCUGAUUUUGCCCGAUGGUUAACCCCAUAGGUUCUCAAAAAUGUGAGCAAAUCUUAAAAGCUCAGACCUUUGGCACCUUCGACAGCACUAUCCAUUCAGGCACCUUAUAGACAAAGAAUGCAGGGAACCAUUCACACACCUGUCAACCCUAGGAAACAUCCAGUUCUCAAAUCGUUUUCACUGAGGAUUUAUAUUAACAAGAACAUUCUUUAUUUUUCCUCCUGCUGGUGUUUUUAAGCUACAAGUUGGGAAAAUCUUUGGCAGGCAAAAGGAAGUCUGUGUUGAAUGAUAAUGAGGAUGGCCUGGGCCAGAGGAAGGGUCUGUGUCAGUUACUGGGGCGGCUCUGAGGCCUGCUCCAAGAAAGCAAUGCGCUCAGUGGGAACAGAGCAAGAUUCAGAAUUUAAAGUCGUGGCUUCAAGGCUCUCUACACUCCCUUCCUUUCUUCUCAGACUCCCUAAGACGACUUCACCAUGACUCUGCUUAAUGAGCAGCAGUGAUUGAGUUCAGGUUCCCUGCAAGUGCUAUUUCCCAUCUGGGAGUGGGCCUCUGAAGCUGAGGCCUGGCUCAGAAACUGCCUGCUCUCUCUUAAACACUUGGAAAAUAUUACUUUAAUUAUAACAGUUUGCUAUAAACACCC